AACUCUAGUGUGGCGACUUUCUUUGAGUUGAAACAACUUGUCUUUUUAUCAAUUAAUUGUAACUCGUUUUACAUCACCUGUAAGCUCCUUGUUCAUGAUACUACCCAAGACAAAACGAAAGAUCGCCUGAGUUACAACAGAAGAACAAAAAUGCGCAGUGCCGACAAUCCAGAGAGGGUGCGCAGGCACUUCAACGACCUUGCGCGAUAUCUUCCAAUCCAUCAAGCCAUCGCACGCGGAAACCUCCCACAGUUGAUCUCACUCGUGAGUAAAUCCGCCUACGACAUCAAUGAAUGCGAUGAAACAUGUGGCACGCCCAUUCACGUAUGUAUCAGGAUGAACAAUCUUCCCGCCUUCCUCCACCUCGCGCUCCACGGUGCCGACGUCAAUGCUCUAGACAAAGGGGCAACGCGACAUCUGAGUGACUCUCCAAUUCGACUAGCAGUGCGAUUGGGCCGACGAGGAUUUGUCAGGGCACUAUGGGAUAUGGGUGUCGACAGGGAACGAAGAGAGCCCGAUGACGAGAUGACUCUUCUUCAAGUUGCUGCGGAUGAAAACCGUGUAGAUGUACUCCGAGACUUGCUCGACUGGAGUGAGGAUGAAUGGGUCUUAGUGGAUAAACCUCGUCAUCAAGAAAAUGAUGCUGGAAGCCGCACAGCGAAUCCUGAAACACCAGGUUCAGGGUUGCAGCACGGAAACAUCGUCGAACCCAAUAAGGAUAGGGAAGAGGCGUUGAUGUUGGCGGCAGGGGCAUGGUAUCCAGAUAUCGUGUCUGUGCUCCUCCAACGAUGCGAAUACACCCAAAUGCAAUUGAGACGUGCAAUCUUCCUCGUAGCGUGCAGCAAACCGGAGUUUGAGGGCUACGGGAGCACCUGGGAUGGAUCACGGAUAUCGGAUGGAUCUUUGCGUGGGGCCAGUUUAGUGGAGAUACUUUUAGAUACAGAUAUGGGUGUAAAAGAUGGUAUUUGCGCUCUUGGUGAGCGCAUUGAAGUAGUGCACGAACUGUGCCGGUCAACUUUGUGUGGAAUGAUGGGGCCUAUACCUCACAAAAACGGCAUCUUGAAACUGCUACUGAGCAGAGGAGCGGAUCCAAAUUGGCAAGGCCCGGACGGCAGGACGUCGAUGCAUAACGCAAUCGCCGGUAAUAGAUCGCUAGGGAGGUACUUUGAGGAGGUUGCUGUUUUACUGCUUGAGAACGGUGCUAGAAUGGAUAUUGCGGACAAUUCAGGAAACACAGCUUCCGAUCUUCUAGGCAAGCACAUCAACGAAGGGCUGGCAGAGAAACUUCUGCUGCGUAGCAGUCAAAUACAGAAGGAGCUUCCAAUUAGAUAA
Molecule: messenger RNA, 1332 nt
Organism: Periconia digitata
Lineage: Eukaryota; Fungi; Ascomycota; Dothideomycetes; Pleosporales; Periconiaceae
Source: the annotation of a GenBank genome assembly